CGGUAGCACCAUUGAAGGCACACGACUGGUAGGAGGCAAAAUGCGUCUAGCAGGUCGCACAUAACAAAGGAUUUUAUCGGUAUUUUAAACUUUUAGUUCUGGUUGCCUCGGUGUACAACAGGUCAAUGACUUACGUGUAAAUUUUCCCAGUUCAGGUUUAUUUUACACUUAUCAUCCGGGGAAACUUUUAUCGUUGUUUGUACCCACCGGUGCAGCUUUAGCUAGGCUAAAGGAAACGCAUCAAACUUAAAGCAUUGCAUUACUCACAUUAUAACCUUCUGUUUCAUUCUGACGUGUAUCUACUGCUUGCUCUGUCAUGGCCAGUAAUCCUCCAGGUCAAGCUUUUCCCAACAAAGCAAGGGUGGCAAUUCUUGCUGAGAUAGAGAAGGAGAAGAGACGACUGUUGCAGAGUCAAUCCAUGAAAACUCCUGGGGCAAGCAUCCCUCUGUCCCGUCCAAAUCUAAAGGAAUUCAGAGACAACGCAGAACAGCAACACAUCGCUGCCCAGCAGAAAGCUGCUCUGCAGCAUGCACACACACACUCAACGGGCUUCUUCAUCACUCAGGACUCCUCGUUUGGGAACCUCAUCCUCCCUGUCCUGCCUCGCCUGGAGCCGGAGUCUUGACCUUUUAACCCCACUCCCUUUCCAGUGCUCAGUGUGAGGCAAAAGCAUUGAAAUGACCCAAGUGCACAUAAGACUCUUGUCUCUUCCAGGUUCUUCCUUUAAGUCUGUGAAUUAUGGACAGUCGUUUGUUGUCUUAUAAACAAUCUCAGAGGAGUGUGAUUCCACUGAACAUUUUCCAGACCAGAAAACUGACAGCUUAUUUUUUGCUAUAAAACAGUUAAAAGACUUAGGAUAGAUGUAAAACGCCAUGUAAAGUCAUCUAGGGGCCAACACAAAUACCACAGUCAUACUGGAAACUCUGCUCUGUUGCUUAUCUGUACACUAUUGGCUUUCCAUAACAUGCAAAACCUUUAUUUUUCUUUUUUCUUAAGAUUUGCAAAGACUUUGUAUUGAUAUAGAAUAAUAAAUUGUUCCAUUAA
Messenger RNA from Cheilinus undulatus (humphead wrasse), 1044 nucleotides. Its product is annotated as SOSS complex subunit C-like. The transcript has 4 exons. Bases 317 to 625 code for a protein of 102 amino acids. The record is from RefSeq and is a predicted model, not a curated record. Gene Ontology annotation, cellular component: nucleoplasm; SOSS complex; nucleus. NCBI's taxonomy places the organism in Eukaryota, Metazoa, Chordata, Actinopteri, Labriformes, Labridae. Gene Ontology annotation, biological process: DNA repair.